AUGGAUUGGGGUCCACGUGUUCAGGAGGUGCAGCCAUGCAGUGGUGACAGUGAUCAGCUGGGUCGUGCUGUUCAGGUUUGUGCACCACUUGUGGGUGCAGUGUUGUUUAGAGUGAUGGAGGGGGUGCAGGCAGGGUGGGCACCCUGUGUGGGGGAGCAGUCUGGUUUGUGUGCUGGCGGGGGUGGGCCCUGGACAAACGUGUCAUUCACACCAGGGAAGCAGAACCAGGCACUGCGGUUGGCCAUGAGCCUGGGUUGCUUCCUGCCGCGCUACCGCGCAGACACUGAGAGCGCAGGAGCCGGCAGCAGCAGGCAGGUGAGAAGAAUGGGCUCUGUGUCGGAGGAGCUCAGCCUGGUCCCCCUGCACCAGAGGCCGGAGCUGCUGGAGGCCUGCGCCAAGCUGCUGGGCGAGGAGUGGGGGAAGAGCCGGGCGUCGCGGCUCCACACGCUCCAGCGCUCCUCAGAUGCCUUCCCCGCCUGCCUGCUGCUGCUGCGGAGCCAGGGCCGCGCCGAGGGUCCUGCUGCCAGGGAGGGUCCCUGCCAGCUCGUGGGCCAUGUCCGGCUCUCCCGUGUAGCUGGCCGUCCCCGCGACCUCUUCGUGGAGAGCGUGGUGGUGGCCCGGGCACUGCGGGGCCAGGGCUACGGGCGGCGGCUGAUGGAGGCCACCGAGCGGUGGGCCCGGGCCCGGGGCUUCCACUGCCUGCACCUCACCACCCAUGAUAAGCAGCAUUUCUACGCCCACCUGGGCUACGCCCUGGGCGAGCCGGUGCAGAGCGUGGCCUUCCUUAGCCCUGCCAUACCUGCUGAGGUGCUGCGGCUCUUCUCCACCAUUCCUGGCACUGCCACCGCCACCAUCACCAGGCCAAGGGUGCCCUCCACCCCCCCGCCUCCCCUCCCGCCUCCUGCUGCCCCCCCGCCACCCCCACCGCCCACUGUAGUCUGGGCAAGGGGGGUGCUGGCCGAGAGCAGUGGAGAGAGCCUCCUGGAGACCCCCCACCGCGAUGCCAAAGGGCUGCCCAUCUUCUGGAUGAAGAAGGACAUAUGAGGGGCUGGGACCCUGAGCCGGGUGCCAGGCCCACGGGCAGCCGGCGACACAGGAUGGUGCUGGCGCUGGUGCUGUGGGCCUGCCUGGUGCUGGCCACGGCCGGCGGGGAGAGCCCAGCACCGGAGCCCCUGGCAGGU
This is a messenger RNA of Chroicocephalus ridibundus (black-headed gull), 1181 nucleotides long. It is a transcript of the gene NAA80, whose product is annotated as N-alpha-acetyltransferase 80, NatH catalytic subunit. The transcript is spliced from 3 exons. Bases 1 to 1044 code for a protein of 347 amino acids. Gene Ontology annotation, cellular component: cytoplasm. Gene Ontology annotation, molecular function: N-acetyltransferase activity; acetyl-CoA binding. The record is from RefSeq and is a predicted model, not a curated record. Gene Ontology annotation, biological process: protein acetylation. NCBI's taxonomy places the organism in Eukaryota, Metazoa, Chordata, Aves, Charadriiformes, Laridae.